AUGUCGAACGAAUCGUUUUCCAUCCACGGAUACAAUUUAGUGACAUUGCUUAAACGGCUGGAGGCCGCGGCGUCGCGACUCGAAGACGUCACCAUCUUCCAAGAGAAUGCAGUCCACUCGAAAACAGCACAGGCCGGUGGAGUCGUGGCAGAUGGGACUGGUGUGCAGGCCGGAGCUGACGCAAAUGCAAUUGAGGAGCCUCAGAAAGAAGCACCGUCCAUCGAAGCGUUUGAUAAAUUCUUGGAGGAGUACGUGACUCCCUUUGUUGAAAUCUCAGAUAAAAUCGACCCCUUGGUUGCUGAACAGGCCAAACUGUUCGAGAAAGCGCUGCUGGAGGAGCGCAAAUUUCUCCAGGCCGCCUCCAAAUCUGCGCCCGUUGACGCGUCGAGCCCGGUGUUCCAGUCGGCGCUCGCUCCGAUCAACGAGGUCAUUGUCAAGGCGGUGGAGGUGAAGGACGCCAACCGUACCUCCAAGUUUUUCAACAACCUCAACGCUGUGGCAGAGGGUAUUCCUGCUCUUGGAUGGAUCUGUGUCACCACGCCUGUCUCCUACAUUCCAGACUACAAGGACUCUGCCCAGUUCUGGUCCAAUAGAAUUCUGAAGGAGUACAAGGAAUCCGACCCAAACCAGGUCAAAUGGGCCACCACGUUCAUCAGAAUCUUCGACGGCCUCAAAAACUACGUCAAGGAGUUCCACACCACCGGUCCGUCCUGGAACGCCCAAGGAGGUUCUUUCGAGGAGAAUCUGGCCAAGGCCUCGUCCUCAGCAGCACCUGCUGUUCCGUCGCCCCCUCCAACACCUGUCUCUGGCGCAGGCGGUCCUCCUCCUCCACCGCCUCCUCCACCGGCCUCCGUCUUUGAGGCAAAGGAGGAGCAGCAGCCAACGGGAAUGAACGCUGUUUUCUCUGAGCUCAACAAGGGCGAGAACAUCACCGCAGGACUCAAGAAAGUCGACAAGAGCCAGAUGACUCACAAGAACCCGGAACUGCGGGCGUCAUCCGCAGUUCCUGCCAAAAAAACUGUUCCUGUUCCGCCAAAGAAGCCCGCUAGUCUGAGCGAAAAGUCUCCUAAGGAAAAAAAGCCUCCGAAAAAGGAGCUUGUGGACAACAAGUGGAUGGUGGCCAACUUCGAAAACGAGUCCGACAUCAUCACCAUCGACGGAGACAUGCAGCAGAGCAUUUUCAUCGCCAACUGUGCCUCCAGCAUCAUCCAAAUCAAGGGCAAGGUGAAUGCUAUCACACUGAACGAAUGCACCAAGGUUGGGCUCGUUGUUGAGAAAGCCAUCAGCGGAAUUGACGUGAUCAAGUCCAGAAACUUUGAGGUCCAAGUCACCGACUCUGUUCCGAUGAUCUCGAUCGACCAGUCUGAGUCCGGCUCCCUGUAUCUGUCUGCGUCGUCUCUGGACACCGAGGUGUUCACCUCGUCUACUACUUCGCUCAACAUCAACGUGCCGGAAUCGGACGACAUGAAGGAGCUUGCUGUUCCGGAGCAGUUCAAGCACACCGUCAAGAACGGUAAGCUGAUCAGCACGAUUGUUGAACAUGCUGGUUGAAAGACUAUAUACGAAACGCAAGUACACUAGCGAUCUUACUCGGGAACUUCCAAUCCGACCCUUCUGGCCGUCUUGCGCACCUUAUCCGUCUGCUUCAUGCUGAUUCCCGGGUUAUAUCUUUCGAGUAGCUCGACGUAUUCUCUCUGGCUUCUGACAAAGCUGGCCAUGUUUUUAAGGUGUUCGAGUUGUUUUGGUGUCAGGCUGUCUGAAUCCAUCUCUUUCACCAUACCGACAUCGACCUCAGGCAUGGUUACCUGCGUACUUUUCUUGACUUCGUCCACGAGUACAGCAUCCUCCUCCGGACUGAGCACCUUGCCAGACCGGACGUACUGCAAUCUCUUGUAUUGUAUCAGAGCAUCCUGCUUCUUCAGCAUGUCCUUCGAGUGUUUCUCGAAGGCUUUUUGGACGGCCGUUUGCAGCUCGUUCACCAAACUCUGGAAGAUCUUG
Molecule: messenger RNA, 1998 nt
Organism: Ogataea polymorpha
Lineage: Eukaryota; Fungi; Ascomycota; Pichiomycetes; Pichiales; Pichiaceae
Exons: 2
Coding region: 1-1551 (516 amino acids)
Biological process (GO): cytoskeleton organization; regulation of adenylate cyclase activity
Cellular component (GO): cytoplasm
Molecular function (GO): adenylate cyclase binding; actin binding
Source: RefSeq, a predicted model, not a curated record